AUGGAUUAUCUGCUCUGCUCUGUACAGCUGACAAGCGCCAGAGCCAACAACAUGGAUUGUCUGCUCUGCUCUGUGCAGCAGACAAGCGCCAGAGCCAACAACAUGGAUUGUCUGCUCUGCUCUGUGCAGCAGACAAGCGCCAGAGCCAACAACAUGGAUUGUCUGCUCUGCUCUGUGCAGCAGACAAGCGCCAGAGCCAACAACAUGGAUUGUCUGCUCUGCUCUGUGCAGCAGACAAGCGCCAGAGCCAACAACAUGGAUUGUCUGCUCUGCUCUGUGCAGCAGACAAGCGCCAGAGCCAACAACAUGGAUUGUCUGCUCUGCUCUGUGCAGCAGACAAGCGCCAGAGCCAACAACAUGGAUUGUCUGCUCUGCUCUGUGCAGCAGACAAGCGCCAGAGCCAACAACAUGGAUUGUCUGCUCUGCUCUGUGCAGCAGACAAGCGCCAGAGCCAACAACAUGGAUUGUCUGCUCUGCUCUGUGCAGCAGACAAGCGCCAGAGCCAACAACAUGGAUUGUCUGCUCUGCUCUGUGCAGCAGACAAGCGCCAGAGCCAACAACAUGGAUUGUCUGCUCUGCUCUGUGCAGCAGACAAGCGCCAGAGCCAACAACAUGGAUUGUCUGCUCUGCUCUGUGCAGCAGACAAGCGCCAGAGCCAACAACAUGGAUUGUCUGCUCUGCUCUGUAGCAGCAGACAAGCGCCAGAGCCAACAACAUGGAUUGUCUGCUCUGCUCUGUGCAGCAGACAAGCGCCAGAGCCAACAACAUGGAUUGUCUGCUCUGCUCUGUGCAGCAGACAAGCGCCAGAGCCAACAACAUGGAUUGUCUGCUCUGCUCUGUGCAGCAGACAAGCGCCAGAGCCAACAACAUGGAUUGUCUGCUCUGCUCUGUGCAGCAGACAAGCGCCAGAGCCAACAACAUGGAUUGUCUGCUCUGCUCUGUGCAGCAGACAAGCGCCAGAGCCAACAACAUGGAUUGUCUGCUCUGCUCUGUGCAGCAGACAAGCGCCAGAGCCAACAACAUGGAUUGUCUGCUCUGCUCUGUGCAGCAGACAAGCGCCAGAGCCAACAACAUGGAUUGUCUGCUCUGCUCUGUGCAGCAGACAAGCGCCAGAGCCAACAACAUGGAUUGUCUGCUCUGCUCUGUGCAGCAGACAAGCGCCAGAGCCAACAACAUGGAUUGUCUGCUCUGCUCUGUGCAGCAGACAAGCGCCAGAGCCAACAACAUGGAUUGUCUGCUCUGCUCUGUGCAGCAGACAAGCGCCAGAGCCAACAACAUGGAUUGUCUGCUCUGCUCUGUGCAGCAGACAAGCGCCAGAGCCAACAACAUGGAUUGUCUGCUCUGCUCUGUGCAGCAGACAAGCGCCAGAGCCAACAACAUGGAUUGUCUGCUCUGCUCUGUGCAGCAGACAAGCGCCAGAGCCAACAACAUGGAUUGUCUGCUCUGCUCUGUGCAGCAGACAAGCGCCAGAGCCAACGACAUGGAUUGUCUGCUCUGCUCUGUGCAGCAGACAAGCGCCAGAGCCAACAACAUGGAUUAGCCAACAACAUGGAUUGUCUGCUCUGCUCUGUGACAGCAGACAAGCGCCAGAGCCAACAACAUGGAUUGUCUGCUCUGCUCUGUACAGCAGACAAGCGCCAGAGCCAACAACAUGGAUUGUCUGCUCUGCUCUGUACAGCAGACAAGCGCCAGAGCCAACAACAUGGAUUGUCUGCUCUGCUCUGUGCAGCAGACAAGCGCCAGAGCCAACAACAUGGAUUGUCUGCUCUGCUCUGUGCAGCAGACAAGCGCCAGAGCCAACAACAUGGAUUGUCUGCUCUGCUCUGUGCAGCAGACAAGCGCCAGAGCCAACAACAUGGAUUGUCUGCUCUGCUCUGUACAGCAGACAAGCGCCAGAGCCAACAACAUGGAUUGUCUGCUCUGCUCUGUACAGCAGACAAGCGCCAGAGCCAACAACAUGGAUUGUCUGCUCUGCUCUGUGCAGCAGACAAGCGCCAGAGCCAACAACAUGGAUUGUCUGCUCUGCUCUGUGCAGCAGACAAGCGCCAGAGCCAACAACAUGGAUUGUCUGCUCUGCUCUGUGCAGCAGACAAGCGCCAGAGCCAACAACAUGGAUUGUCUGCUCUGCUCUGUGCAGCAGACAAGCGCCAGAGCCAACAACAUGGAUUGUCUGCUCUGCUCUGUACAGCAGACAAGCGCCAGAGCCAACAACAUGGAUUGUCUGCUCUGCUCUGUGCAGCAGACAAGCGCCAGAGCCAACAACAUGGAUUGUCUGCUCUGCUCUGUGCAGCAGACAAGCGCCAGAGCCAACAACAUGGAUUGUCUGCUCUGCUCUGUGCAGCAGACAAGCGCCAGAGCCAACAACAUGGAUUGUCUGCUCUGCUCUGUGCAGCAGACAAGCGCCAGAGCCAACAACAUGGAUUGUCUGCUCUGCUCUGUGCAGCAGACAAGCGCCAGAGCCAACAACAUGGAUUGUCUGCUCUGCUCUGUACAGCAGACAAGCGCCAGAGCCAACAACAUGGAUUGUCUGCUCUGCUCUGUGCAGCAGACAAGCGCCAGAGCCAACAACAUGGAUUGUCUGCUCUGCUCUGUGCAGCAGACAAGCGCCAGAGCCAACAACAUGGAUUGUCUGCUCUGCUCUGUGCAGCAGACAAGCGCCAGAGCCAACAACAUGGAUUGUCUGCUCUGCUCUGUGCAGCAGACAAGCGCCAGAGCCAACAACAUGGAUUGUCUGCUCUGCUCUGUGCAGCAGACAAGCGCCAGAGCCAACAACAUGGAUUGUCUGCUCUGCUCUGUGCAGCAGACAAGCGCCAGAGCCAACAACAUGGAUUGUCUGCUCUGCUCUGUGCAGCAGACAAGCGCCAGAGCCAACAACAUGGAUUAGCCAACAACAUGGAUUGUCUGCUCUGCUCUGUAGCAGCAGACAAGCGCCAGAGCCAACAACAUGGAUUGUCUGCUCUGCUCUGUACAGCAGACAAGCGCCAGAGCCAACAACAUGGAUUGUCUGCUCUGCUCUGUGCAGCAGACAAGCGCCAGAGCCAACAACAUGGAUUGUCUGCUCUGCUCUGUGCAGCAGACAAGCGCCAGAGCCAACAACAUGGAUUGUCUGCUCUGCUCUGUGCAGCAGACAAGCGCCAGAGCCAACAACAUGGAUUGUCUGCUCUGCUCUGUGCAGCAGACAAGCGCCAGAGCCAACAACAUGGAUUGUCUGCUCUGCUCUGUGCAGCAGACAAGCGCCAGAGCCAACAACAUGGAUUGUCUGCUCUGCUCUGUGCAGCAGACAAGCGCCAGAGCCAACAACAUGGAUUGUCUGCUCUGCUCUGUGCAGCAGACAAGCGCCAGAGCCAACAACAUGGAUUGUCUGCUCUGCUCUGUGCAGCAGACAAGCGCCAGAGCCAACAACAUGGAUUGUCUGCUCUGCUCUGUGCAGCAGACAAGCGCCAGAGCCAACAACAUGGAUUGUCUGCUCUGCUCUGUGCAGCAGACAAGCGCCAGAGCCAACAACAUGGAUUGUCUGCUCUGCUCUGUGCAGCAGACAAGCGCCAGAGCCAACAACAUGGAUUGUCUGCUCUGCUCUGUGCAGCAGACAAGCGCCAGAGCCAACAACAUGGAUUGUCUGCUCUGCUCUGUGCAGCAGACAAGCGCCAGAGCCAACAACAUGGAUUGUCUGCUCUGCUCUGUGCAGCAGACAAGCGCCAGAGCCAACAACAUGGAUUGUCUGCUCUGCUCUGUGCAGCAGACAAGCGCCAGAGCCAACAACAUGGAUUGUCUGCUCUGCUCUGUGCAGCAGACAAGCGCCAGAGCCAACAACAUGGAUUGUCUGCUCUGCUCUGUGCAGCAGACAAGCGCCAGAGCCAACAACAUGGAUUGUCUGCUCUGCUCUGUGCAGCAGACAAGCGCCAGAGCCAACAACAUGGAUUGUCUGCUCUGCUCUGUGCAGCAGACAAGCGCCAGAGCCAACAACAUGGAUUGUCUGCUCUGCUCUGCUCUGUACAGCAGACAAGCGCCAGAGCCAACAACAUGGAUUGUCUGCUCUGCUCUGUGCAGCAGACAAGCGCCAGAGCCAACAACAUGGAUUGUCUGCUCUGCUCUGUAGCAGCAGACAAGCGCCAGAGCCAACAACAUGGAUUGUCUGCUCUGCUCUGUGCAGCAGACAAGCGCCAGAGCCAACAACAUGGAUUGUCUGCUCUGCUCUGUGCAGCAGACAAGCGCCAGAGCCAACAACAUGGAUUAGCCAACAACAUGGAUUGUCUGCUCUGCUCUGUGCAGCAGACAAGCGCCAGAGCCAACAACAUGGAUUGUCUGCUCUGCUCUGUGCAGCAGACAAGCGCCAGAGCCAACAACAUGGAUUGUCUGCUCUGCUCUGUGCAGCAGACAAGCGCCAGAGCCAACAACAUGGAUUGUCUGCUCUGCUCUGUGCAGCAGACAAGCGCCAGAGCCAACAACAUGGAUUGUCUGCUCUGCUCUGUGCAGCAGACAAGCGCCAGAGCCAACAACAUGGAUUGUCUGCUCUGCUCUGUGCAGCAGACAAGCGCCAGAGCCAACAACAUGGAUUGUCUGCUCUGCUCUGUGCAGCAGACAAGCGCCAGAGCCAACAACAUGGAUUGUCUGCUCUGCUCUGUGCAGCAGACAAGCGCCAGAGCCAACAACAUGGAUUGUCUGCUCUGCUCUGUGCAGCAGACAAGCGCCAGAGCCAACAACAUGGAUUGUCUGCUCUGCUCUGUGCAGCAGACAAGCGCCAGAGCCAACAACAUGGAUUGUCUGCUCUGCUCUGUGCAGCAGACAAGCGCCAGAGCCAACAACAUGGAUUGUCUGCUCUGCUCUGUGCAGCAGACAAGCGCCAGAGCCAACAACAUGGAUUGUCUGCUCUGCUCUGUGCAGCAGACAAGCGCCAGAGCCAACAACAUGGAUUGUCUGCUCUGCUCUGUGCAGCAGACAAGCGCCAGAGCCAACAACAUGGAUUGUCUGCUCUGCUCUGUGCAGCAGACAAGCGCCAGAGCCAACAACAUGGAUUGUCUGCUCUGCUCUGUACAGCAGACAAGCGCCAGAGCCAACAACAUGGAUUGUCUGCUCUGCUCUGUGCAGCAGACAAGCGCCAGAGCCAACAACAUGGAUUGUCUGCUCUGCUCUGUGCAGCAGACAAGCGCCAGAGCCAACAACAUGGAUUGUCUGCUCUGCUCUGUGACAGCAGACAAGCGCCAGAGCCAACAACAUGGAUUGUCUGCUCUGCUCUGUGCAGCAGACAAGCGCCAGAGCCAACAACAUGGAUUGUCUGCUCUGCUCUGUGCAGCAGACAAGCGCCAGAGCCAACAACAUGGAUUGUCUGCUCUGCUCUGUACAGCAGACAAGCGCCAGAGCCAACAACAUGGAUUGUCUGCUCUGCUCUGUGCAGCAGACAAGCGCCAGAGCCAACAACAUGGAUUGUCUGCUCUGCUCUGUGCAGCAGACAAGCGCCAGAGCCAACAACAUGGAUUGUCUGCUCUGCUCUGUGCAGCAGACAAGCGCCAGAGCCAACAACAUGGAUUGUCUGCUCUGCUCUGUGCAGCAGACAAGCGCCAGAGCCAACAACAUGGAUUGUCUGCUCUGCUCUGUGCAGCAGACAAGCGCCAGAGCCAACAACAUGGAUUGUCUGCUCUGCUCUGUGCAGCAGACAAGCGCCAGAGCCAACAACAUGGAUUGUCUGCUCUGCUCUGUGCAGCAGACAAGCGCCAGAGCCAACAACAUGGAUUGUCUGCUCUGCUCUGUGCAGCAGACAAGCGCCAGAGCCAACAACAUGGAUUGUCUGCUCUGCUCUGUGCAGCAGACAAGCGCCAGAGCCAACAACAUGGAUUGUCUGCUCUGCUCUGUGCAGCAGACAAGCGCCAGAGCCAACAACAUGGAUUGUCUGCUCUGCUCUGUGCAGCAGACAAGCGCCAGAGCCAACAACAUGGAUUGUCUGCUCUGCUCUGUGCAGCAGACAAGCGCCAGAGCCAACAACAUGGAUUGUCUGCUCUGCUCUGUGCAGCAGACAAGCGCCAGAGCCAACAACAUGGAUUGUCUGCUCUGCUCUGUGCAGCAGACAAGCGCCAGAGCCAACAACAUGGAUUGUCUGCUCUGCUCUGUGCAGCAGACAAGCGCCAGAGCCAACAACAUGGAUUGUCUGCUCUGCUCUGUGCAGCAGACAAGCGCCAGAGCCAACAACAUGGAUUGUCUGCUCUGCUCUGUGCAGCAGACAAGCGCCAGAGCCAACAACAUGGAUUGUCUGCUCUGCUCUGUGCAGCAGACAAGCGCCAGAGCCAACAACAUGGAUUGUCUGCUCUGCUCUGUGCAGCAGACAAGCGCCAGAGCCAACAACAUGGAUUGUCUGCUCUGCUCUGUGCAGCAGACAAGCGCCAGAGCCAACAACAUGGAUUGUCUGCUCUGCUCUGUGCAGCAGACAAGCGCCAGAGCCAACAACAUGGAUUGUCUGCUCUGCUCUGUGCAGCAGACAAGCGCCAGAGCCAACAACAUGGAUUGUCUGCUCUGCUCUGUGCAGCAGACAAGCGCCAGAGCCAACAACAUGGAUUGUCUGCUCUGCUCUGUGCAGCAGACAAGCGCCAGAGCCAACAACAUGGAUUAGCCAACAACAUGGAUUGUCUGCUCUGCUCUGUAGCAGCAGACAAGCGCCAGAGCCAACAACAUGGAUUGUCUGCUCUGCUCUGUGCAGCAGACAAGCGCCAGAGCCAACAACAUGGAUUGUCUGCUCUGCUCUGUGCAGCAGACAAGCGCCAGAGCCAACAACAUGGAUUGUCUGCUCUGCUCUGUGCAGCAGACAAGCGCCAGAGCCAACAACAUGGAUUGUCUGCUCUGCUCUGUGCAGCAGACAAGCGCCAGAGCCAACAACAUGGAUUGUCUGCUCUGCUCUGUGCAGCAGACAAGCGCCAGAGCCAACAACAUGGAUUGUCUGCUCUGCUCUGUACAGCAGACAAGCGCCAGAGCCAACAACAUGGAUUGUCUGCUCUGCUCUGUGCAGCAGACAAGCGCCAGAGCCAACAACAUGGAUUGUCUGCUCUGCUCUGUACAGCAGACAAGCGCCAGAGCCAACAACAUGGAUUGUCUGCUCUGCUCUGUGCAGCAGACAAGCGCCAGAGCCAACAACAUGGAUUGUCUGCUCUGCUCUGUGCAGCAGACAAGCGCCAGAGCCAACAACAUGGAUUGUCUGCUCUGCUCUGUGCAGCAGACAAGCGCCAGAGCCAACAACAUGGAUUGUCUGCUCUGCUCUGUGCAGCAGACAAGCGCCAGAGCCAACAACAUGGAUUGUCUGCUCUGCUCUGUGCAGCAGACAAGCGCCAGAGCCAACAACAUGGAUUGUCUGCUCUGCUCUGUGCAGCAGACAAGCGCCAGAGCCAACAACAUGGAUUGUCUGCUCUGCUCUGUGCAGCAGACAAGCGCCAGAGCCAACAACAUGGAUUGUCUGCUCUGCUCUGUGCAGCAGACAAGCGCCAGAGCCAACAACAUGGAUUGUCUGCUCUGCUCUGUGCAGCAGACAAGCGCCAGAGCCAACAACAUGGAUUGUCUGCUCUGCUCUGUGCAGCAGACAAGCGCCAGAGCCAACAACAUGGAUUGUCUGCUCUGCUCUGUGCAGCAGACAAGCGCCAGAGCCAACAACAUGGAUUGUCUGCUCUGCUCUGUGCAGCAGACAAGCGCCAGAGCCAACAACAUGGAUUGUCUGCUCUGCUCUGUGCAGCAGACAAGCGCCAGAGCCAACAACAUGGAUUGUCUGCUCUGCUCUGUGCAGCAGACAAGCGCCAGAGCCAACAACAUGGAUUGUCUGCUCUGCUCUGUGCAGCAGACAAGCGCCAGAGCCAACAACAUGGAUUGUCUGCUCUGCUCUGUGCAGCAGACAAGCGCCAGAGCCAACAACAUGGAUUGUCUGCUCUGCUCUGUGCAGCAGACAAGCGCCAGAGCCAACAACAUGGAUUGUCUGCUCUGCUCUGUGCAGCAGACAAGCGCCAGAGCCAACAACAUGGAUUGUCUGCUCUGCUCUGUGCAGCAGACAAGCGCCAGAGCCAACAACAUGGAUUGUCUGCUCUGCUCUGUGCAGCAGACAAGCGCCAGAGCCAACAACAUGGAUUGUCUGCUCUGCUCUGUGCAGCAGACAAGCGCCAGAGCCAACAACAUGGAUUGUCUGCUCUGCUCUGUGCAGCAGACAAGCGCCAGAGCCAACAACAUGGAUUGUCUGCUCUGCUCUGUGCAGCAGACAAGCGCCAGAGCCAACAACAUGGAUUGUCUGCUCUGCUCUGUGCAGCAGACAAGCGCCAGAGCCAACAACAUGGAUUGUCUGCUCUGCUCUGUGCAGCAGACAAGCGCCAGAGCCAACAACAUGGAUUGUCUGCUCUGCUCUGUGCAGCAGACAAGCGCCAGAGCCAACAACAUGGAUUGUCUGCUCUGCUCUGUGCAGCAGACAAGCGCCAGAGCCAACAACAUGGAUUAGCCAACAACAUGGAUUGUCUGCUCUGCUCUGUGCAGCAGACAAGCGCCAGAGCCAACAACAUGGAUUGUCUGCUCUGCUCUGUAGCAGCAGACAAGCGCCAGAGCCAACAACAUGGAUUGUCUGCUCUGCUCUGUGCAGCAGACAAGCGCCAGAGCCAACAACAUGGAUUGUCUGCUCUGCUCUGUGCAGCAGACAAGCGCCAGAGCCAACAACAUGGAUUGUCUGCUCUGCUCUGUGCAGCAGACAAGCGCCAGAGCCAACAACAUGGAUUGUCUGCUCUGCUCUGUGCAGCAGACAAGCGCCAGAGCCAACAACAUGGAUUGUCUGCUCUGCUCUGUGCAGCAGACAAGCGCCAGAGCCAACAACAUGGAUUGUCUGCUCUGCUCUGUGCAGCAGACAAGCGCCAGAGCCAACAACAUGGAUUGUCUGCUCUGCUCUGUGCAGCAGACAAGCGCCAGAGCCAACAACAUGGAUUGUCUGCUCUGCUCUGUGCAGCAGACAAGCGCCAGAGCCAACAACAUGGAUUGUCUGCUCUGCUCUGUGCAGCAGACAAGCGCCAGAGCCAACAACAUGGAUUGUCUGCUCUGCUCUGUACAGCAGACAAGCGCCAGAGCCAACAACAUGGAUUGUCUGCUCUGCUCUGUGCAGCAGACAAGCGCCAGAGCCAACAACAUGGAUUGUCUGCUCUGCUCUGUGCAGCAGACAAGCGCCAGAGCCAACAACAUGGAUUGUCUGCUCUGCUCUGUGCAGCAGACAAGCGCCAGAGCCAACAACAUGGAUUGUCUGCUCUGCUCUGUGCAGCAGACAAGCGCCAGAGCCAACAACAUGGAUUGUCUGCUCUGCUCUGUGCAGCAGACAAGCGCCAGAGCCAACAACAUGGAUUGUCUGCUCUGCUCUGUGCAGCAGACAAGCGCCAGAGCCAACAACAUGGAUUGUCUGCUCUGCUCUGUGCAGCAGACAAGCGCCAGAGCCAACAACAUGGAUUGUCUGCUCUGCUCUGUGCAGCAGACAAGCGCCAGAGCCAACAACAUGGAUUGUCUGCUCUGCUCUGUGCAGCAGACAAGCGCCAGAGCCAACAACAUGGAUUGUCUGCUCUGCUCUGUGCAGCAGACAAGCGCCAGAGCCAACAACAUGGAUUGUCUGCUCUGCUCUGUGCAGCAGACAAGCGCCAGAGCCAACAACAUGGAUUGUCUGCUCUGCUCUGUGCAGCAGACAAGCGCCAGAGCCAACAACAUGGAUUGUCUGCUCUGCUCUGUGCAGCAGACAAGCGCCAGAGCCAACAACAUGGAUUGUCUGCUCUGCUCUGUGCAGCAGACAAGCGCCAGAGCCAACAACAUGGAUUGUCUGCUCUGCUCUGUGCAGCAGACAAGCGCCAGAGCCAACAACAUGGAUUGUCUGCUCUGCUCUGUGCAGCAGACAAGCGCCAGAGCCAACAACAUGGAUUGUCUGCUCUGCUCUGUGCAGCAGACAAGCGCCAGAGCCAACAACAUGGAUUGUCUGCUCUGCUCUGUGCAGCAGACAAGCGCCAGAGCCAACAACAUGGAUUGUCUGCUCUGCUCUGUGCAGCAGACAAGCGCCAGAGCCAACAACAUGGAUUGUCUGCUCUGCUCUGUGCAGCAGACAAGCGCCAGAGCCAACAACAUGGAUUGUCUGCUCUGCUCUGUGCAGCAGACAAGCGCCAGAGCCAACAACAUGGAUUGUCUGCUCUGCUCUGUACAGCAGACAAGCGCCAGAGCCAACAACAUGGAUUGUCUGCUCUGCUCUGUGCAGCAGACAAGCGCCAGAGCCAACAACAUGGAUUGUCUGCUCUGCUCUGUGCAGCAGACAAGCGCCAGAGCCAACAACAUGGAUUGUCUGCUCUGCUCUGUGCAGCAGACAAGCGCCAGAGCCAACAACAUGGAUUGUCUGCUCUGCUCUGUGCAGCAGACAAGCGCCAGAGCCAACAACAUGGAUUGUCUGCUCUGCUCUGUGCAGCAGACAAGCGCCAGAGCCAACAACAUGGAUUGUCUGCUCUGCUCUGUACAGCAGACAAGCGCCAGAGCCAACAACAUGGAUUGUCUGCUCUGCUCUGUGCAGCAGACAAGCGCCAGAGCCAACAACAUGGAUUGUCUGCUCUGCUCUGUGCAGCAGACAAGCGCCAGAGCCAACAACAUGGAUUGUCUGCUCUGCUCUGUGCAGCAGACAAGCGCCAGAGCCAACAACAUGGAUUGUCUGCUCUGCUCUGUGCAGCAGACAAGCGCCAGAGCCAACAACAUGGAUUGUCUGCUCUGCUCUGUACAGCAGACAAGCGCCAGAGCCAACAACAUGGAUUGUCUGCUCUGCUCUGUGCAGCAGACAAGCGCCAGAGCCAACAACAUGGAUUGUCUGCUCUGCUCUGUGCAGCAGACAAGCGCCAGAGCCAACAACAUGGAUUGUCUGCUCUGCUCUGUGCAGCAGACAAGCGCCAGAGCCAACAACAUGGAUUGUCUGCUCUGCUCUGUGCAGCAGACAAGCGCCAGAGCCAACAACAUGGAUUGUCUGCUCUGCUCUGUACAGCAGACAAGCGCCAGAGCCAACAACAUGGAUUGUCUGCUCUGCUCUGUGCAGCAGACAAGCGCCAGAGCCAACAACAUGGAUUGUCUGCUCUGCUCUGUGCAGCAGACAAGCGCCAGAGCCAACAACAUGGAUUGUCUGCUCUGCUCUGUGCAGCAGACAAGCGCCAGAGCCAACAACAUGGAUUGUCUGCUCUGCUCUGUGCAGCAGACAAGCGCCAGAGCCAACAACAUGGAUUGUCUGCUCUGCUCUGUGCAGCAGACAAGCGCCAGAGCCAACAACAUGGAUUGUCUGCUCUGCUCUGUGCAGCAGACAAGCGCCAGAGCCAACAACAUGGAUUGUCUGCUCUGCUCUGUGCAGCAGACAAGCGCCAAGAGCCAACAACAUGGAUUAGCCAACAACAUGGAUUGUCUGCUCUGCUCUGUGCAGCAGACAAGCGCCAGAGCCAACAACAUGGAUUGUCUGCUCUGCUCUGUGCAGCAGACAAGCGCCAGAGCCAACAACAUGGAUUGUCUGCUCUGCUCUGUGCAGCAGACAAGCGCCAGAGCCAACAACAUGGAUUGUCUGCUCUGCUCUGUGCAGCAGACAAGCGCCAGAGCCAACAACAUGGAUUGUCUGCUCUGCUCUGUACAGCAGACAAGCGCCAGAGCCAACAACAUGGAUUGUCUGCUCUGCUCUGUGCAGCAGACAAGCGCCAGAGCCAACAACAUGGAUUGUCUGCUCUGCUCUGUACAGCAGACAAGCGCCAGAGCCAACAACAUGGAUUGUCUGCUCUGCUCUGUGCAGCAGACAAGCGCCAGAGCCAACAACAUGGAUUGUCUGCUCUGCUCUGUGCAGCAGACAAGCGCCAGAGCCAACAACAUGGAUUGUCUGCUCUGCUCUGUGCAGCAGACAAGCGCCAGAGCCAACAACAUGGAUUGUCUGCUCUGCUCUGUACAGCAGACAAGCGCCAGAGCCAACAACAUGGAUUGUCUGCUCUGCUCUGUGCAGCAGACAAGCGCCAGAGCCAACAACAUGGAUUGUCUGCUCUGCUCUGUGCAGCAGACAAGCGCCAGAGCCAACAACAUGGAUUGUCUGCUCUGCUCUGUGCAGCAGACAAGCGCCAGAGCCAACAACAUGGAUUGUCUGCUCUGCUCUGUGCAGCAGACAAGCGCCAGAGCCAACAACAUGGAUUGUCUGCUCUGCUCUGUGCAGCAGACAAGCGCCAGAGCCAACAACAUGGAUUGUCUGCUCUGCUCUGUGCAGCAGACAAGCGCCAGAGCCAACAACAUGGAUUGUCUGCUCUGCUCUGUGCAGCAGACAAGCGCCAGAGCCAACAACAUGGAUUGUCUGCUCUGCUCUGUGCAGCAGACAAGCGCCAGAGCCAACAACAUGGAUUGUCUGCUCUGCUCUGUGCAGCAGACAAGCGCCAGAGCCAACAACAUGGAUUGUCUGCUCUGCUCUGUGCAGCAGACAAGCGCCAGAGCCAACAACAUGGAUUGUCUGCUCUGCUCUGUGCAGCAGACAAGCGCCAGAGCCAACAACAUGGAUUGUCUGCUCUGCUCUGUGCAGCAGACAAGCGCCAGAGCCAACAACAUGGAUUGUCUGCUCUGCUCUGUACAGCAGACAAGCGCCAGAGCCAACAACAUGGAUUGUCUGCUCUGCUCUGUGCAGCAGACAAGCGCCAGAGCCAACAACAUGGAUUGUCUGCUCUGCUCUGUGCAGCAGACAAGCGCCAGAGCCAACAACAUGGAUUGUCUGCUCUGCUCUGUACAGCAGACAAGCGCCAGAGCCAACAACAUGGAUUGUCUGCUCUGCUCUGUGCAGCAGACAAGCGCCAGAGCCAACAACAUGGAUUGUCUGCUCUGCUCUGUGCAGCAGACAAGCGCCAGAGCCAACAACAUGGAUUGUCUGCUCUGCUCUGUGCAGCAGACAAGCGCCAGAGCCAACAACAUGGAUUGUCUGCUCUGCUCUGUGCAGCAGACAAGCGCCAGAGCCAACAACAUGGAUUGUCUGCUCUGCUCUGUGCAGCAGACAAGCGCCAGAGCCAACAACAUGGAUUGUCUGCUCUGCUCUGUGCAGCAGACAAGCGCCAGAGCCAACAACAUGGAUUGUCUGCUCUGCUCUGUACAGCAGACAAGCGCCAGAGCCAACAACAUGGAUUAGCCAACAACAUGGAUUGUCUGCUCUGCUCUGUGCAGCAGACAAGCGCCAGAGCCAACAACAUGGAUUGUCUGCUCUGCUCUGUGCAGCAGACAAGCGCCAGAGCCAACAACAUGGAUUGUCUGCUCUGCUCUGUAGCAGCAGACAAGCGCCAGAGCCAACAACAUGGAUUGUCUGCUCUGCUCUGUACAGCAGACAAGCGCCAGAGCCAACAACAUGGAUUGUCUGCUCUGCUCUGUGCAGCAGACAAGCGCCAGAGCCAACAACAUGGAUUGUCUGCUCUGCUCUGUGCAGCAGACAAGCGCCAGAGCCAACAACAUGGAUUGUCUGCUCUGCUCUGUGCAGCAGACAAGCGCCAGAGCCAACAACAUGGAUUGUCUGCUCUGCUCUGUGCAGCAGACAAGCGCCAGAGCCAACAACAUGGAUUGUCUGCUCUGCUCUGUGCAGCAGACAAGCGCCAGAGCCAACAACAUGGAUUGUCUGCUCUGCUCUGUGCAGCAGACAAGCGCCAGAGCCAACAACAUGGAUUGUCUGCUCUGCUCUGUGCAGCAGACAAGCGCCAGAGCCAACAACAUGGAUUGUCUGCUCUGCUCUGUGCAGCAGACAAGCGCCAGAGCCAACAACAUGGAUUGUCUGCUCUGCUCUGUACAGCAGACAAGCGCCAGAGCCAACAACAUGGAUUGUCUGCUCUGCUCUGUGCAGCAGACAAGCGCCAGAGCCAACAACAUGGAUUGUCUGCUCUGCUCUGUGCAGCAGACAAGCGCCAGAGCCAACAACAUGGAUUGUCUGCUCUGCUCUGUGCAGCAGACAAGCGCCAGAGCCAACAACAUGGAUUGUCUGCUCUGCUCUGUGCAGCAGACAAGCGCCAGAGCCAACAACAUGGAUUGUCUGCUCUGCUCUGUACAGCAGACAAGCGCCAGAGCCAACAACAUGGAUUGUCUGCUCUGCUCUGUGCAGCAGACAAGCGCCAGAGCCAACAACAUGGAUUGUCUGCUCUGCUCUGUGCAGCAGACAAGCGCCAGAGCCAACAACAUGGAUUGUCUGCUCUGCUCUGUGCAGCAGACAAGCGCCAGAGCCAACAACAUGGAUUGUCUGCUCUGCUCUGUGCAGCAGACAAGCGCCAGAGCCAACAACAUGGAUUGUCUGCUCUGCUCUGUGCAGCAGACAAGCGCCAGAGCCAACAACAUGGAUUAGCCAACAACAUGGAUUGUCUGCUCUGCUCUGUGCAGCAGACAAGCGCCAGAGCCAACAACAUGGAUUGUCUGCUCUGCUCUGUAGCAGCAGACAAGCGCCAGAGCCAACAACAUGGAUUGUCUGCUCUGCUCUGUGCAGCAGACAAGCGCCAGAGCCAACAACAUGGAUUGUCUGCUCUGCUCUGUACAGCAGACAAGCGCCAGAGCCAACAACAUGGAUUGUCUGCUCUGCUCUGUGCAGCAGACAAGCGCCAGAGCCAACAACAUGGAUUGUCUGCUCUGCUCUGUGCAGCAGACAAGCGCCAGAGCCAACAACAUGGAUUGUCUGCUCUGCUCUGUGCAGCAGACAAGCGCCAGAGCCAACAACAUGGAUUGUCUGCUCUGCUCUGUGCAGCAGACAAGCGCCAGAGCCAACAACAUGGAUUGUCUGCUCUGCUCUGUGCAGCAGACAAGCGCCAGAGCCAACAACAUGGAUUGUCUGCUCUGCUCUGUGCAGCAGACAAGCGCCAGAGCCAACAACAUGGAUUGUCUGCUCUGCUCUGUGCAGCAGACAAGCGCCAGAGCCAACAACAUGGAUUGUCUGCUCUGCUCUGUGCAGCAGACAAGCGCCAGAGCCAACAACAUGGAUUGUCUGCUCUGCUCUGUGCAGCAGACAAGCGCCAGAGCCAACAACAUGGAUUGUCUGCUCUGCUCUGUGCAGCAGACAAGCGCCAGAGCCAACAACAUGGAUUGUCUGCUCUGCUCUGUGCAGCAGACAAGCGCCAGAGCCAACAACAUGGAUUGUCUGCUCUGCUCUGUGCAGCAGACAAGCGCCAGAGCCAACAACAUGGAUUGUCUGCUCUGCUCUGUGCAGCAGACAAGCGCCAGAGCCAACAACAUGGAUUGUCUGCUCUGCUCUGUGCAGCAGACAAGCGCCAGAGCCAACAACAUGGAUUGUCUGCUCUGCUCUGUGCAGCAGACAAGCGCCAGAGCCAACAACAUGGAUUGUCUGCUCUGCUCUGUGCAGCAGACAAGCGCCAGAGCCAACAACAUGGAUUGUCUGCUCUGCUCUGUGCAGCAGACAAGCGCCAGAGCCAACAACAUGGAUUGUCUGCUCUGCUCUGUGCAGCAGACAAGCGCCAGAGCCAACAACAUGGAUUGUCUGCUCUGCUCUGUGCAGCAGACAAGCGCCAGAGCCAACAACAUGGAUUGUCUGCUCUGCUCUGUGCAGCAGACAAGCGCCAGAGCCAACAACAUGGAUUGUCUGCUCUGCUCUGUACAGCAGACAAGCGCCAGAGCCAACAACAUGGAUUGUCUGCUCUGCUCUGUCAGCAGACAAGCGCCAGAGCCAAUGAUUCAGACAAGCGCCAGAGCCAACAACAUGGAUUGUCUGCUCUGCUCUGUGCAGCAGACAAGCGCCAGAGCCAACAACAUGGAUUGUCUGCUCUGCUCUGUACAGCAGACAAGCGCCAGAGCCAACAACAUGGAUUGUCUGCUCUGCUCUGUACAGCAGACAAGCGCCAGAGCCAACAACAUGGAUUGUCUGCUCUGCUCUGUGCAGCAGACAAGCGCCAGAGCCAACAACAUGGAUUGUCUGCUCUGCUCUGUGCAGCAGACAAGCGCCAGAGCCAACAACAUGGAUUGUCUGCUCUGCUCUGUGCAGCAGACAAGCGCCAGAGCCAACAACAUGGAUUGUCUGCUCUGCUCUGUGCAGCAGACAAGCGCCAGAGCCAACAACAUGGAUUGUCUGCUCUGCUCUGUACAGCAGACAAGCGCCAGAGCCAACAACAUGGAUUGUCUGCUCUGCUCUGUGCAGCAGACAAGCGCCAGAGCCAACAACAUGGAUUGUCUGCUCUGCUCUGUGCAGCAGACAAGCGCCAGAGCCAACAACAUGGAUUGUCUGCUCUGCUCUGUGCAGCAGACAAGCGCCAGAGCCAACAACAUGGAUUGUCUGCUCUGCUCUGUGCAGCAGACAAGCGCCAGAGCCAACAACAUGGAUUGUCUGCUCUGCUCUGUGCAGCAGACAAGCGCCAGAGCCAACAACAUGGAUUGUCUGCUCUGCUCUGUGCAGCAGACAAGCGCCAGAGCCAACAACAUGGAUUGUCUGCUCUGCUCUGUGCAGCAGACAAGCGCCAGAGCCAACAACAUGGAUUGUCUGCUCUGCUCUGUGCAGCAGACAAGCGCCAGAGCCAACAACAUGGAUUGUCUGCUCUGCUCUGUGCAGCAGACAAGCGCCAGAGCCAACAACAUGGAUUGUCUGCUCUGCUCUGUGCAGCAGACAAGCGCCAGAGCCAACAACAUGGAUUGUCUGCUCUGCUCUGUGCAGCAGACAAGCGCCAGAGCCAACAACAUGGAUUGUCUGCUCUGCUCUGUACAGCAGACAAGCGCCAGAGCCAACAACAUGGAUUGUCUGCUCUGCUCUGUGCAGCAGACAAGCGCCAGAGCCAACAACAUGGAUUGUCUGCUCUGCUCUGUGCAGCAGACAAGCGCCAGAGCCAACAACAUGGAUUGUCUGCUCUGCUCUGUGCAGCAGACAAGCGCCAGAGCCAACAACAUGGAUUAGCCAACAACAUGGAUUGUCUGCUCUGCUCUGUGCAGCAGACAAGCGCCAGAGCCAACAACAUGGAUUGUCUGCUCUGCUCUGUGCAGCAGACAAGCGCCAGAGCCAACAACAUGGAUUGUCUGCUCUGCUCUGUGCAGCAGACAAGCGCCAGAGCCAACAACAUGGAUUGUCUGCUCUGCUCUGUACAGCAGACAAGCGCCAGAGCCAACAACAUGGAUUGUCUGCUCUGCUCUGUACAGCAGACAAGCGCCAGAGCCAACAACAUGGAUUGUCUGCUCUGCUCUGUACAGCAGACAAGCGCCAGAGCCAACAACAUGGAUUGUCUGCUCUGCUCUGUACAGCAGACAAGCGCCAGAGCCAACAACAUGGAUUGUCUGCUCUGCUCUGUGCAGCAGACAAGCGCCAGAGCCAACAACAUGGAUUGUCUGCUCUGCUCUGUGCAGCAGACAAGCGCCAGAGCCAACAACAUGGAUUGUCUGCUCUGCUCUGUGCAGCAGACAAGCGCCAGAGCCAACAACAUGGAUUGUCUGCUCUGCUCUGUGCAGCAGACAAGCGCCAGAGCCAACAACAUGGAUUGUCUGCUCUGCUCUGUGCAGCAGACAAGCGCCAGAGCCAACAACAUGGAUUGUCUGCUCUGCUCUGUGCAGCAGACAAGCGCCAGAGCCAACAACAUGGAUUGUCUGCUCUGCUCUGUACAGCAGACAAGCGCCAGAGCCAACAACAUGGAUUGUCUGCUCUGCUCUGUGCAGCAGACAAGCGCCAGAGCCAACAACAUGGAUUGUCUGCUCUGCUCUGUGCAGCAUGACAAGCGCCAGAGCCAACAACAUGGAUUGUCUGCUCUGCUCUGUGCAGCAGACAAGCGCCAGAGCCAACAACAUGGAUUGUCUGCUCUGCUCUGUACAGCAGACAAGCGCCAGAGCCAACAACAUGGAUUGUCUGCUCUGCUCUGUGCAGCAGACAAGCGCCAGAGCCAACAACAUGGAUUGUCUGCUCUGCUCUGUGCAGCAGACAAGCGCCAGAGCCAACAACAUGGAUUGUCUGCUCUGCUCUGUGCAGCAGACAAGCGCCAGAGCCAACAACAUGGAUUGUCUGCUCUGCUCUGUGCAGCAGACAAGCGCCAGAGCCAACAACAUGGAUUGUCUGCUCUGCUCUGUGCAGCAGACAAGCGCCAGAGCCAACAACAUGGAUUGUCUGCUCUGCUCUGUGCAGCAGACAAGCGCCAGAGCCAACAACAUGGAUUGUCUGCUCUGCUCUGUGCAGCAGACAAGCGCCAGAGCCAACAACAUGGAUUGUCUGCUCUGCUCUGUGCAGCAGACAAGCGCCAGAGCCAACAACAUGGAUUGUCUGCUCUGCUCUGUGCAGCAGACAAGCGCCAGAGCCAACAACAUGGAUUGUCUGCUCUGCUCUGUGCAGCAGACAAGCGCCAGAGCCAACAACAUGGAUUGUCUGCUCUGCUCUGUGCAGCAGACAAGCGCCAGAGCCAACAACAUGGAUUGUCUGCUCUGCUCUGUGCAGCAGACAAGCGCCAGAGCCAACAACAUGGAUUGUCUGCUCUGCUCUGUGCAGCAGACAAGCGCCAGAGCCAACAACAUGGAUUGUCUGCUCUGCUCUGUGCAGCAGACAAGCGCCAGAGCCAACAACAUGGAUUGUCUGCUCUGCUCUGUGCAGCAGACAAGCGCCAGAGCCAACAACAUGGAUUGUCUGCUCUGCUCUGUGCAGCAGACAAGCGCCAGAGCCAACAACAUGGAUUGUCUGCUCUGCUCUGUACAGCAGACAAGCGCCAGAGCCAACAACAUGGAUUGUCUGCUCUGCUCUGUACAGCAGACAAGCGCCAGAGCCAACAACAUGGAUUGUCUGCUCUGCUCUGUGCAGCAGACAAGCGCCAGAGCCAACAACAUGGAUUGUCUGCUCUGCUCUGUGCAGCAGACAAGCGCCAGAGCCAACAACAUGGAUUGUCUGCUCUGCUCUGUGCAGCAGACAAGCGCCAGAGCCAACAACAUGGAUUGUCUGCUCUGCUCUGUACAGCAGACAAGCGCCAGAGCCAACAACAUGGAUUGUCUGCUCUGCUCUGUACAGCAGACAAGCGCCAGAGCCAACAACAUGGAUUGUCUGCUCUGCUCUGUGCAGCAGACAAGCGCCAAAGCCAACAACAUGGAUUGUCUGCUCUGCUCUGUGCAGCAGACAAGCGCCAGAGCCAACAACAUGGAUUGUCUGCUCUGCUCUGUGCAGCAGACAAGCGCCAGAGCCAACAACAUGGAUUGUCUGCUCUGCUCUGUACAGCAGACAAGCGCCAGAGCCAACAACAUGGAUUGUCUGCUCUGCUCUGUGCAGCAGACAAGCGCCAGAGCCAACAACAUGGAUUGUCUGCUCUGCUCUGUGCAGCAGACAAGCGCCAGAGCCAACAACAUGGAUUAGCCAACAACAUGGAUUGUCUGCUCUGCUCUGUGCAGCAGACAAGCGCCAGAGCCAACAACAUGGAUUGUCUGCUCUGCUUCUGUGCAGCAGACAAGCGCCAGAGCCAACAACAUGGAUUGUCUGCUCUGCUCUGUGCAGCAGACAAGCGCCAGAGCCAACAACAUGGAUUGUCUGCUCUGCUCUGUGCAGCAGACAAGCGCCAGAGCCAACAACAUGGAUUGUCUGCUCUGCUCUGUGCAGCAGACAAGCGCCAGAGCCAACAACAUGAUUGUCUGCUCUGCUCUGUGCAGCAGACAAGCGCCAGAGCCAACAACAUGGAUUGUCUGCUUCUGCUCUGUGCAGCAGACAAGCGCCAGAGCCAACAACAUGGAUUGUCUGCUCUGCUCUGUACAGCAGACAAGCGCCAGAGCCAACAACAUGGAUUGUCUGCUCUGCUCUGUGCAGCAGACAAGCGCCAGAGCCAACAACAUGGAUUGUCUGCUCUGCUCUGUGCAGCAGACAAGCGCCAGAGCCAACAACAUGGAUUGUCUGCUCUGCUCUGUGCAGCAGACAAGCGCCAGAGCCAACAACAUGGAUUGUCUGCUCUGCUCUGUGCAGCAGACAAGCGCCAGAGCCAACAACAUGGAUUGUCUGCUCUGCUCUGUGCAGCAGACAAGCGCCAGAGCCAACAACAUGGAUUGUCUGCUCUGCUCUGUGCAGCAGACAAGCGCCAGAGCCAACAACAUGGAUUGUCUGCUCUGCUCUGUGCAGCAGACAAGCGCCAGAGCCAACAACAUGGAUUGUCUGCUCUGCUCUGUGCAGCAGACAAGCGCCAGAGCCAACAACAUGGAUUAGCCAACAACAUGGAUUGUCUGCUCUGCUCUGUGCAGCAGACAAGCGCCAGAGCCAACAACAUGGAUUGUCUGCUCUGCUCUGUGCAGCAGACAAGCGCCAGAGCCAACAACAUGGAUUGUCUGCUCUGCUCUGUGCAGCAGACAAGCGCCAGAGCCAACAACAUGGAUUGUCUGCUCUGCUCUGUGCAGCAGACAAGCGCCAGAGCCAACAACAUGGAUUGUCUGCUCUGCUCUGUGCAGCAGACAAGCGCCAGAGCCAACAACAUGGAUUGUCUGCUCUGCUCUGUGCAGCAGACAAGCGCCAGAGCCAACAACAUGGAUUGUCUGCUCUGCUCUGUGCAGCAGACAAGCGCCAGAGCCAACAACAUGGAUUGUCUGCUCUGCUCUGUGCAGCAGACAAGCGCCAGAGCCAACAACAUGGAUUGUCUGCUCUGCUCUGUACAGCAGACAAGCGCCAGAGCCAACAACAUGGAUUGUCUGCUCUGCUCUGUGCAGCAGACAAGCGCCAGAGCCAACAACAUGGAUUGUCUGCUCUGCUCUGUGCAGCAGACAAGCGCCAGAGCCAACAACAUGGAUUGUCUGCUCUGCUCUGUACAGCAGACAAGCGCCAGAGCCAACAACAUGGAUUGUCUGCUCUGCUCUGUAGCAGCAGACAAGCGCCAGAGCCAACAACAUGGAUUGUCUGCUCUGCUCUGUGCAGCAGACAAGCGCCAGAGCCAACAACAUGGAUUGUCUGCUCUGCUCUGUACAGCAGACAAGCGCCAGAGCCAACAACAUGGAUUGUCUGCUCUGCUCUGUAUAGCAGACAAGCGCCAGAGCCAACAACAUGGAUUGUCUGCUCUGCUCUGUACAGCAGACAAGCGCCAGAGCCAACAACAUGGAUUGUCUGCUCUGCUCUGUACAGCAGACAAGCGCCAGAGCCAACAACAUGGAUUGUCUGCUCUGCUCUGUAUAGCAGACAAGCGCCAGAGCCAACAACAUGGAUUGUCUGCUCUGCUCUGUGCAGCUGACAAGCGCCAGAGCCAACAACAUGGAUUGUCUGCUCUGCUCUGUGCAGCAGACAAGCGCCAGAGCCAACAACAUGGAUUGUCUGCUCUGCUCUGUACAGCAGACAAGCGCCAGAGCCAACAACAUGGAUUGUCUGCUCUGCUCUGUACAGCAGACAAGCGCCAGAGCCAACAACAUGGAUUGUCUGCUCUGCUCUGA
Closterium sp. Naga37s-1 is the source of this 21315-nucleotide messenger RNA. The record is from the annotation of a GenBank genome assembly. Lineage: Eukaryota; Viridiplantae; Streptophyta; Zygnematophyceae; Desmidiales; Closteriaceae.